AAAGGAGAAGGUGAGAUCGUACCGAGAGAAGAUUUCUAAAUGGCAAAAUCAAGUAUCUGAGAGAUUGCAAGCUUUGGGUAAGCGUACAGGUGUUGGAAUGUCUGAGAAUAAGAGAACCGUAGCAUCUCCGUCUUCAGCUUCAGUUUCCUCUACAGCGUCAAGGUAUAGAAGAAGUUCAUUACAGAAGACUCCAGUCCCCAGAGGUGGCAUUGCAAUGGCAAGGAACACUAAAGAUGCUGCUGCAAGCCCAAAACCUGUGAAAGAAUCUGGAAAUGUCCAGGAUGAUAAGUUAGUAGAGAUGAUAAACACAACAAUAGUGGAUAGAAGCCCAUCUGUGCAAUGGGAUGAUGUUGCUGGACUCGAUGGAGCUAAACAAGCUUUGUUGGAGAUGGUAAUUUUACCGGCAAAACGAAGAGAUUUAUUCACUGGUCUCCGGAGACCAGCGAGAGGUCUGCUUCUCUUUGGGCCACCUGGCAAUGGAAAAACAAUGCUUGCCAAGGCUGUCGCUUCUGAGUCACAGGCAACUUUUUUCAAUGUCUCAGCAUCUUCUUUGACUUCAAAAUGGGUGGGUGAGGCUGAAAAGCUAGUUAAAACGCUAUUUCAAGUUGCAAUAUCCAGACAACCUUCUGUGAUAUUUAUGGAUGAAAUAGAUAGUAUAAUGUCUACAAGGUCGAUCAGUGAGAAUGAAGCAAGCAGAAGAUUGAAAUCAGAAUUCCUUAUUCAGUUUGAUGGUGUGACUUCUAAUCCGGAUGAUUUGGUGAUUGUCAUUGGAGCUACUAACAAGCCACAGGAGUUGGAUGAUGCAGUACUUAGGAGAUUGGUGAAGAGAAUAUAUGUACCGUUGCCAGAUUCAAAAGUCAGAACACUACUAUUUAAAACUAAACUGAAGAGUCAGCCUCACUCUUUAUCCAGUAGCGAUAUUGGUAAAAUUGUCAGAGAAACCGAAGGAUACUCAGGAAGCGAUCUUCAAGCACUGUGUGAAGAAGCUGCAAUGAUGCCAAUCAGAGAACUCGGUGCAGAUAUUCUUACCAUCCAAGCAAAUAAAGUGAGACCGCUACGAUAUGAUGAUUUUCGGAAAUCGAUGGCAGUGAUCAGACCCAGCUUGAGUAAAAGCAAAUGGGAAGAGCUUGAACGUUGGAACUCAGAGUUUGGCUCUAAUUAAAAUUGUUUCUUGGAUUGUUUGUUUACUGUUGUAAAUUUAUGGUAUGGUGUAAAGCUAAGAAACAAACAGCAGAACAAUUAAGGAAACAAAUAAAAUGUUUCUACUCUUAAAAGAAGAAAACUGAUAUUAAGAUGGGUAAUGUGA
Molecule: messenger RNA, 1306 nt
Organism: Camelina sativa (false flax)
Lineage: Eukaryota; Viridiplantae; Streptophyta; Magnoliopsida; Brassicales; Brassicaceae
Source: RefSeq, a predicted model, not a curated record